Salvelinus namaycush (lake trout) is the source of this 4720-nucleotide messenger RNA. RefSeq names its product pleckstrin and Sec7 domain containing a (gene psda). Gene Ontology annotation, molecular function: protein binding; phospholipid binding; guanyl-nucleotide exchange factor activity. The record is from RefSeq and is a predicted model, not a curated record. Gene Ontology annotation, biological process: regulation of ARF protein signal transduction. Lineage: Eukaryota; Metazoa; Chordata; Actinopteri; Salmoniformes; Salmonidae. The transcript is spliced from 13 exons. Bases 738 to 2405 code for a protein of 555 amino acids.
UCCAGCAGCGGAAAAUAGCCCAGCUGAUGAGCCAUCCGCAGAGAGAGGCACACAACGGAUACUGACUGAGAGAGAAGGUAGUGAAAGACUGAGAGUGACCGAAUAACUUUGAGUUCAACAAAGAUCCUGCCAAAUUAUUACCACAUACUGUGUCCACACUGGCUUGGAUACUUCAGAGUUCAGAUUGAGAGCUACAGGCAGAGACGGAAGAGGAAGCGAGACACCCCACUCUGUUUUGUUUCUGGUCCACUGAAAUUCAAUGAUCUAAGGAGACCAGACCCAGCUGCUAUUUCAUUCACACCCAGUUAAGUAGACCGGAACUGACCUUUAAAAAAAAAUGGACUAAGCAAAGACAGUACAGUAUGAAACUCUGUGGUGGUUUAGUUCACUCAGGCCACAGAGUUUCUAUCUUCAUUUGUCUACCAUCUUUGCUACAGGGAGCCGGAGAGGGAGGAACUGACCGAGCCAGCGAGAGAGUUAAAGAGAGACGGGACAGCAGGGGAGGACAGCAACAGGGUAACGGCAACAGAUUAGGGUGCCAAAUAAGGCAGAGCGAGUAUCCAGACACCAAGGAGGGGAAAUGCACCAUGAGGCUCUGCUAGGCUCAGGCUGAGAGCAGUGUCGGGCGUGUGGCUGGAGAUUCCAUGUGGUCAGUGGGAUAGACUGUUGACUGGCAGGGUUACCUCACCGCAGAGUGCCGUGGUUGGGUGUGAAAGGGGCAGGGCUCUGGGGACAACAUGGCACGCUAUUUGCUCUGCUGGGGGGGCGGGGCUUUGGAAGAUGGGUACCUGUAUGCCCCCUACCCAGCCAUCUACCGGGAGAAGCCAGGCCACCGGGCUCCAGACCCGUUCCCACAGCAGGACGUGGGCGAGCACUUGGUCCUGGGCAGCACAGAGUCCCUGGCCAACGGAAACAAGGCUGACCUGCAGGCUGCCAAGCGCCUGGCCAAACGCCUGUUCAACCUGGAUGGCUUCAGGAAGUCUGACGUGGCCAGGCACCUGAGCAAGAAUAAUGAGUUUAGUCGGAUGGUGGCAGAGGAAUAUCUCAGUUACUUCAACUUCUCAGGCCUUACUAUUGACCAGGCAAUACGAGCCUUCCUGAGGGAGUUUGCCCUCAUGGGAGAGACACAAGAGAGGGAGCGAGUGCUGGCCCACUUCUCUGGGAGAUAUCUACAAUGCAACCCCAAUGCAAUACCUUCUGAAGACAGUGUCCACACUCUGACCUGUGCCCUGAUGCUGCUCAAUACAGACCUGCAUGGCCACAAUAUUGGCAAAAAGAUGUCCAUUCUGCAGUUCAUCAGCAACUUGGAAGGACUAAAUGAUGGAAAAGAUUUUCCUAGAGAACUGCUCAAGGCCUUGUACAACUCCAUCAGAAACGAGAAGCUCCAGUGGACCAUCGAUGAGGAGGAGUUGCGCAAGUCCUUUUCAGAGUUGGCCGAUUUGCGCACUGACUCCGCCUCUCACACCAUGAAGCGAAUUGGCAGUGGUCUAGGCGUGGCCCAAAAUCCUGACGCCCUGAUCUAUAAGAAUGGCUUCCUGGUGCGGAAGGUCCAUGCAGACUCUGACGGCAAGAAAACCCCUCGAGGUAAGAGAGGAUGGAAGACGUUUUAUGUCAUGCUGAAGGGAUUGGUCCUUUACCUGCAGAAGGGAGAGUACCGUCCAGAGAAGCAGCUGUCUGAAGAGGAUCUGAAGAACGCUGUGUCCAUCCACCACUCUCUGGCCAUGAGGGCAGCAGACUACAGCAAGAGGCCCAACGUGUUCUACCUGCGCACUGCAGACUGGAGAGUGUUCCUCUUCCAAGCACCUAAUUCAGAGCAGAUGCAGUCGUGGAUCACCCGUAUCAACGUGGUUUCAGCCAUGUUCUCAGCGCCACCCUUCCCUGCUGCCAUCGGCUCCCAGAAGAAAUUCAGCCGCCCGCUGCUGCCGGGCUCCAACAGCAAACUGUCUCAGGAGGAACAAGUGAAAUCCCAUGAGACACGUUUCCGGGCCAUCUCCUCUGAGCUGAUCGAGCUAACUGCUGUGAUUCCAGACAAAAAGGCCAAAGUUCGUGAUCUGGAGGAGCACAAGCAACGUGAGGAGUACCUGGAGUUUGAGAAAACUCGCUAUGGGACGUACGCAAUGCUACUGAGGUCUAAGAUCCGGAGUGGGGAAGAGGACCUGUCUCUGUUCGAGUCGCGCCUCUUUGACGAUGGGGGUCUCCAGAGGGCCCACUCCAGCCCCACUCUGCGGGAGGAGCACAGCAGCAGCAGCCAGGCCAGCAGUACCAGGGGGGGGGGAAGCAGCAGCAGCCAGGCCAGCAGUGCCAAGGGGGGGGCCAGCAGCAGUAGUUCCAGCACCAGGGGGAGCAGCAAGACCAAGCGCUCCGAGCCCCAGAGACACAGCUACAGACAGGCUGUCAAACAGUGAGACGGACACGAGGCUGUUGGGGUGGACAGGGUGGUUUAAACGAUUGGACUAUCCGUGUUGAUCGAUACACAGGGACCACUGGUGUGCCCGGUCUCCAUGACUGGAAAAUGGUGUGGAGGAGAAAGAUAAUGGGGGGAUAGACCUGUUGCAUGCUUCUAUCUCGAGAAACCACAGACACUGGAUGCACCAGGGCUAAUUAUACAGUACAGUGGAUACUCGGGUCCCCCAUUUUACUAUACAAAUUACUAACUUCUGUGUGGUCCUUCAUUACUGGUACUAUCCACAUUCAUUUUAUUUCACUAUGCUUUUGGACCAAAAUCUUGUUGACACAUAAGAGACCGAGAUCGGAAUAUUACGUUAAAUCAGCCAUUAGAUCUGGGGUUUUUAAGAGGUGUAGGUUGUUUUCCCUCCACGAAAGUUCAGUAUCGAUCCAUUCCAGGAGUGACCGAGACAGAGCUGCAUCAGCUCAUCUAACUGUUCCCAUCGAGACUAAACGGACCCCGUGCCCAUGUCAGGACCCCUACCGACCAGAGUGCCAGGACCUCAACCCACCCACGAUGCAUUUGGAGGAAACUGGAAGAAACACUGUAUUCUUCAUGGAACGAAUAUAGAAGGUUACUGGACAUCAUUUUAUGAUGCUGCAUGCACAUACUAGUUUUGUUUUCAAAGUCUUUGCUAUGAUUUUGUUAUUCGAAGGACUUUUCUUGUGACAAACUGCACUGAUCCAGAACCAGGCCCGGUUUGAGUAACUGUGUAGCUCUGCUGGAUCUAAUUAUUUCUAAAGACCUUUUACACACAUCAGCUAUGGCACCGAGAGAUUUGUCAUACUAAUGGGUUGAAGAAGUAGAUUGAUAACACAGGCUGGCUAUCUGUCUGUUUAAUUAACUUUUGAAGAGGAGAACUGCAUGCAUAUCAGGAGUUUGAUGACUCCGUCUUCGAGGACAUGCUUCACUAUGAUAUCAAAAGACAAUCGUUUUUUUGUUUUUAUUCUUACGUUAUUCACGUGGUGUUUUGUAUUUGUACAACUGAAAAUGUAACAUGACAGAGCUUAGUUUACAGUACAUCUCAGCUGUAUGUCAAACACUCGUUUGAAAGUGUCUACAGGAAGAACUUGUCAGAUCAUUGAUGACAAAUUAAUUCAAAUGUUGGUAGAAUGUUGAUUUAAAUUCACUAUUAUGAAUUGUGAUGAGGCACUGUCUACCACACCCAAUAUAUUGUAUAAAAGAAUGUAACAUGUGUAAAAAUAUAUAGAAUGUUAUGGCGUGGCAUAGCCAUUUUCUUCUCAGGCUGGCAGUGUUGUCUGUAAACUGGUGCAGUAAUGCCACAAUAUAGCCACCAAAGGGUGCUGUUCAAAUGGGAAACGAUGGUCCUAGGUGGUAAGAUUGACUUGACUGUAUAAUACAGUAUUUAUCUGGGUGUCAUCAUGGACCCAGAGGCUGCAUUUACGCAGGCAGCCCAAUUCUGAUCUUUUCCCACCAAUUGGUCUUUUGACCAAUCACAUCAGAUCUUUUUCAGAGCUGAUCUGAUUGACCAAAAUUAUAAUAAAAUAGGUCUGUGUAAAUGCAGCCAGAGUGAAGUCUUACUGCUUUACUUUCCCAUGUGUUAAAAUGUGACCAGGGUGAAAUAGAUGAUUCCAUGGGGGGAGGUUCCCACCGCCAACAGUAUGAGAUUGUGUUGUUGAAUUAGACAGAAUAACCUGACAUGGUUCUGUGAUGACUACCCUUGCCUGAAGACGUUUGCGUCUUGAACUGCUACCUAGGCUUUAGCUCAGCGGGCUAACAGUCUUGUGGGUUCAAACCAGAAACAUUGGCUGUCAUUGUAAUUCUAUGGGGACCAUGACACGGUGAGGCAUGAUGUGUUCAGUCAUGCAGAAUGCCACAAUCACUUUUUGGGUGUGUCUUGCUCCCACUGUGAAUACGUGAGGGACAAUAAAUCAACAGUAGACCUAAAAGCUAAAGCAGCGUCAAUGGGCUUCUAAUGUGAUCGAACACAGGGGUUAUAACUUAUCACACCCUUCUGCACUUUGGGUUCGGGCCUAGUGUUGAAGUCGAAUAUCUUUCUUUUUUUUGCUUACCAGUUAACUUGGUCUUGUUGAGUAUUUGUCACUGUCAAAAACGUAGACUGCUAUUUCUGUACAUGUUUUUACUGGACUCACUUCCCAUAGAAAUGCUGAAACACACAACUUAUUUCUAGACAUUGUUCUUGAUUAACUCUGCAUAUUGUCAAUAACACAUUAAGAUUUUGCUCUGUCAAAUAUACUAAAUGGUUUAUCUUUUGAGGAAUAGAGGACAAAAAUAAACACAUUUUGAAAAGAC